Molecule: messenger RNA, 3253 nt
Organism: Coffea eugenioides
Lineage: Eukaryota; Viridiplantae; Streptophyta; Magnoliopsida; Gentianales; Rubiaceae
Product: DNA repair protein RAD4
Exons: 14
Coding region: 63-3077 (1004 amino acids)
Biological process (GO): mismatch repair; nucleotide-excision repair
Cellular component (GO): nucleus; cytoplasm; XPC complex
Molecular function (GO): damaged DNA binding; single-stranded DNA binding
Source: RefSeq, a predicted model, not a curated record
AAUGAUAAAAAUGAUUGUUGAAAUCAUCUAUUUGCUGAGAAGCAAUGAAAUAUUUGUGAAAAAUGAUGUCUUUGUUACCCUGUAUUUCUGACUGGGAUUUUGAAAAGAACUCAUGGCUCUGGUGCAAGCUUUUAAGUUGGAUAUAUUCUGUAAAAGGGUAUUUGAAAAUUUGUCGAUUAUCAGGUUGGGUGGAAGAAGGCUCGACAAAGUAUCCUGGUAAUGAAGGGAAAAGAAGCAGUGUUUCAGAGAAAUUUGAUGAUUCUGGCACACUUACUAAUAUAUCUCGACAUGCUGUGGGGAGACUUUUGAAACGAGUCAAAUCAUGUGGUUCACGAGGCUUGAGUAAAGAAGAUGACGGUUACCUACGUCCAUGUGAUUCCACAGGCAUGCUGGAGAGUGAGUCAGAAAAGAACAGCAAGCUAUGCUUUAACAGAACUGACAGAGUUGAAGAUGGAUAUUUUAGUGGAAAUGUGAUUACAAACACUCCAUCGGAGUCUGGCGCAAGGGAUGGUCUUGAUGAAUCAGAAUGGGAAGAAGGAUCACUUCCUACUGAAGCUUUGACAAAGAGUAAUGAAGAACAAACAAUUGGUGGGGUAACAGUUGAAUUUGAUAUUACACCUGAUUCUGUUAAAAAGAAGUCCAUACGUCGAGCAACUGCUGAAGAAAAGGAAUUGUCUGAGCUAGUGCACAAGGUUAAUCUGCUUUGUUUAUUGGGUAGGGGACGAUCAUUUGAUAGUGCUUGCAAUGAUCCUCUCAUUCAGGCUUCGUUGCUUUCACUUCUGCCAGCUCGCUUGCUUAAGAUCACAGAGGUUCCAAAACUGACAGCAAAAGCUUUGGCUCCGCUUUUUGAUUGGUUUCAUAAUAAUUUCCAUGUUAGAGGUCCUGGGAGUACUGAGAAACCACCUCAUUUAGCUUUAGCAUCUACCCUUGAGGCUCAGGAAGGGACUGCAGAAGAGGUUGCUGCCUUAUCUGUCGCAUUAUUUCGGGCGUUGAAUCUUACAGUUAGGUUCGUGGCUAUUCUGGAUGUGGUCUCUCUGAAGCCUGAAGUAGACAGACCAGAGUGCAAUAGUCAGGUUACAGGAAAGGUAGGUGGUGGGAUAUUCAACUCCUCUACGUUGAUGGUGUCUGGAUCAGGUCAUCAGUCUGUUUCUCCCCCCUUAACCACUCCGGCAUCUGAUGAAAAGGACGAUGGUUGCCUAACAUCUGCUGGGGGUAAAAGCAGAGUAAAAGCUAGGAAGGUGCUGGAGAACAGUUUUGAAUCUAAAGAUAUGUCUGGUGUUAACUUAAAGGCUAGAAUGGCAGAACCAUCAACUUCCAAAUGUCAAGAUGCUGACUCUCAUGCAUGUUUAGCCGCAAAAUCAGACAGACCAAAGAGGAAAGGAGAUCUUGAAUUUGAAAUGCAAUUGGAAAUGGCUCUCUCUGCUACAGCAAUCGAAAAUUCGAAAGCUAUUAUGAACUCAGAUUUGGUGGAUGUAUGUGGCACCAAUUCAAAACAAUUCCCUCCUGCAAAAAAAAUGAAGGUAGUUGGAGCAGAAGGAUCUUCUGUUUCUCCCCAUGGAAUGUCGACGGCGAUUGGGUCAAGAAAAGUAGGGGCUCCUCUCUACUGGGCAGAAGUGUACUGUUCUGGAGAGAACUUGACAGGAAAAUGGGUGCAUGUUGAUGCUGUCAAUGCAAUUAUUGAUGGAGAGCAAAAAGUGGAAGUAGCAGUUGCUGCAUGCAGAAAGUCUUUAAGAUAUGUAGUUGCCUUUGCAGGAAAUGGGGCUAAAGAUGUGACCCGCAGGUAUUGUACAAGGUGGUACAAGAUAGAAUCACAACGCAUCAACGCAAUUUGGUGGGAUGCUGUAUUGGCACCGUUGAAGGAUUUGGAGUCACGAGCAACUGGUGGUGUUGUUCACUCGCACCAGGAAGCCUCAACCACAGAGAAAAUAGGGACUUUGGAAGGAGCUGAUAAUCAAAUUAAAGAUUGCUUACCGGACAGUUUUCUGAUGAAUGGGAAGUCAAAAAAAGAAAAUUGUGAGGAUUAUUCAGUUCAAAAGUCUGUGAAUAAUUCUUUUUCCGCUACAAGAAGCUCUCUGGAAGAUAUGGAGUUGGAAACUAGGGCUUUGACUGAACCUCUUCCAACCAAUCAGCAGGCCUACAGAAAUCAUCAAUUGUAUGCCAUUGAGAGAUGGCUCAACAAGUAUCAAAUUUUACAUCCAAAGGGUCCUAUACUGGGAUUUUGCUCUGGUCAUCCAGUUUACCCCCGAACUUGUGUCCAGACACUUCACACAAAAGAGAGAUGGAUGCGAGAGGGACUCCAAGUGAAAGCUGAUGAACUCCCUGCAAAAACUUUGAAACGUUCUCCGAAGCAAAGCAAAGAGCAAGCUGGUGAAGACGAUGAGAUUGGUGAGGGGGAUCACCUUGCGCUAUAUGGGAAGUGGCAGACAGAACCACUGUGUCUUCCUCAUGCUGUAGGCGGAAUUGUUCCCAAGAAUGAGCGUGGUCAAGUGGAUGUUUGGUCUGAGAAGUGUCUUCCACCUGGAACCAUCCAUUUGAGGUUGCCAAGGGUCACACUGGUUGCAAAAAGAUUGGAAAUUGAUUUUGCACCUGCAAUGGUUGGGUUUGAGUUCCGGAAUGGUAGGUCUGUACCUGUAUUUGAGGGCAUUGUGGUGUGUGCUGAAUUCAAGGAUGCAAUUCUCGAGGCAUAUGAAGAAGAAGAAGAGAGAAGAGUGGCCGAAGAAAAAAGGAGGAAUGAAGCACAAGCUCUUUCCAGGUGGUAUCAACUGCUGUCCUCCAUUAUCACCAGGCAAAGGUUGAACAACUGCUAUGGAAAUGGCACGUCACAGGAGGCCUCUGUUGGCAUCCAAAAACCAGAUGAUACACUAUCUGCUGAGGCAGGUUGUAAAGAGGAUAGCAGGAAAUCUGGUGGAUGCCACCAGGAUAAGUUGAAGGAUAAUCAGCCCACUAGUCCACAAUCUGUACCCACAGAAGAUCAUGAACAUGUCUUCUUGUUGGAUGAUGAGAUGUUUGAUGAAGAGAGUUCAACACGAACAAAGCGAUGUAAAUGUGGAUUUUCAAUCCAGUUUGAGGAAUUGUAGAUCAUGUGUAUGCUAUUCUCGCUGUAACUUUUGCAGUGUAAUCGUAAUUUACAUUGCCUGUAAUAUUACUAAUGCUUGUAUGGCAGGUUGGAUGGCCUCGGUAGAUUUAGAGGGCAACGUAAAAGGAUAUGUAACAUUUGUACCAAGAUAUAAAUAGCUUUUGCAUCCCUCGGCCA